This is a messenger RNA of Pelagomonas calceolata, 691 nucleotides long. The record is from the annotation of a GenBank genome assembly. NCBI's taxonomy places the organism in Eukaryota, Pelagophyceae, Pelagomonadales, Pelagomonadaceae.
GUUCAAAAUUAUUUCAGACGUCGACUGAACGAUGCGAGAGCGACGAACCAUGGGCAGCCCCGUCAGGCUGCUCCUCUGCCUCGGCUUAGCUCUCAAUCCGUUAGCUCUCAAUCCGAAGAACAAGCCCCAGACCCAGGCCUGCGUCGACGAGCAGGGGAAUGCCAUCGAAUGCGUCCAGCCCGACGACGGCCCCGGCAGCCUCCAGGACCAGUUCGUCGAGAAGGUGGCGACCGCUAGGCGAUUGAAAGGCCUGGAGGGCGAGCCGGCGCAGCCCUCCAUGACGCAGCGGAAGAACGCGGAAAGGAAGGCGCGGCAAGCGGCGCGACGGAAGCGGAGCGGCGUCUGCCCGGAAGACGGUCUUUGUUCCUACGAGGAGAGUCGAUUUGUGCCACCUAAAUGUGAGCCCGGCGACCGGAGCUGUGCCGACGACAACCGACGACUGGAAGAAGCACAGGGCGCUUUGAGGGAGGAUUUGCAAAGACAGCUCGACGCGGAGUACGCGCGGCUGGACGCGGAGGCCGCCUCCGCACCGAUCGACAACGACACGGCGCCGCCGCCGCGCUACUACGGCGACGCGGAGCUGGCCGCGGCUUUGGACCGCGAUUUGGCGGCGGCGUGGGGUGGGCAUUCGAAGCCGCUCCGGGCGCCCGUGCGCGCGCCUCGUUCAAUAUAGUAAGUUCGUCUCCCUGUG